Molecule: messenger RNA, 774 nt
Organism: Haemonchus placei
Lineage: Eukaryota; Metazoa; Nematoda; Chromadorea; Rhabditida; Trichostrongylidae
Source: the annotation of a GenBank genome assembly
AUGCGAGCAGCUGAUGUGGACAAGGCUGGACCCGGUGACUUGAUACUGAAAUGGGGUAAAAAAACACAAGUAGGCUUGGAAAACGAACAAUCGAAUUCAGACGAGCUGUUCGUCUACGUCAACGAGACCCUCUUUGAACGACCAGUUUAUGCUACUUUAAUUGAAGUGUACAAAAGGAAACUCUUCACACCAGAAGUGUGCGGUAAAGAAGCAGAGAUGAACGGGUUCAGGAAGGCUCAACUGCAGCAGGUCUUCGAUACCUGGACGUCUACAGAAGUCUUCAAACUGGCAGCUGAUUAUUUGCGAGAGAAGGAGUUCAAAUACGCUUCCGACGUGAAAACUUUGAAGGAAUACCUCUGGAACUUAUGGUUCGGCACCUAUACACGCUGCAGAGGUCCAAGUGGAAGUUCAGGUUGGGAGCAUGUCUUCGUCGGAGAAUGGAAGGGUAAGACAAUUGAUGGCCAUCACGAUUGGGUCGGAUAUUACCUGCUCCAGAAAGCCGACCGUGUUCAUUACCGUGGAUAUUACACCUAUGUAGAUAACCUCAUCGGCACGGUUCAGUACACCUGGGAUAACCACGUCAAGCCUAAGGGCGGCUUCCUCAUUGGCACCUCACCAGCGUUCGACUUCUCUCUGUUCUCCGUCUGUGCUAUUCUGCAUCCUGGAAGCAAUGGCUGUAGGUACAAAAUCGACGGGCAUCCCCUCGGCGUCACAUCGUUCAAACAAUCGUGUUCGGCAGGAACCUGUCUUGCAACAGCUUAUCCUACAGCAUAA